AACAUCCGUGCGUUAUGACUGACAAGUCGAAAAAUCAACUAAUUCGGGGUUUUGUCAUCGCUUUCAUAACGUGAUCCGGCAUAGCGCCGAAUGAACACGGAGUUAACGUAAAAGAAAACCUGAAUAAGAAAAAGCUCUUACAUCACUCGACCUAGUGUACAUUGCCUCCUUAUCAUCUAGCGACCAGCCUUGACACUUUGUCCCAGUGCUUUCUGAGAUAAAGAUCACGAAACCUGCGGUUAACACGAAGAAAUCAGUUUAACACCGGACUCGGCCACGUACAGGUGUGCACUUGGCACAACUAGUUUGCAUCUGACUAAAGGAGAAAACGAAAGAAAGCCGUGGAUAUGGCGGUCCCCGAAAACCCCUCUUCCACCCUUUUUCUGGGAAUUCGCAUGAUGUUCUACGUCAUCACGCCAAAUGAAACUUCGUUCAAACGUGAAGAGGAGGUGCCCGAAUAUGUGCAGCAGGCAACACCUUUCUUUUUGGGAAUGCUGAUCAUUGAGACUUUAGUGAACUAUGCAAAGAGCCAACCAGGUUUCAGAAUUAACGAUGGUCUUACUUCCGUGUCUGCAGGUAUAUUUUCUAGACUUCCAAUGAUGUUAAGAAGAAGUCUUGAGGUCUCUGCAUACAUCUACGUAUGGAAUAACUACCGAAUUUGGGAAAUGCCAUGGGACUCUCCAUGGACGUGGUGGCUGACAUUUCUUGGCGUUGACUUUGCAUAUUACUGGGUUCAUCGUUUUUCUCAUGAGGUGAAUAUAAUGUGGGCAGCCCACCAAGCACAUCAUAGUUCAGAAGAUUAUAAUUUAUCAACUGCUCUGAGACAGUCAGUAAUGAAUCAGUAUUUGUCAUGGCUGUUUUACCUUCCAAUGGCCUUGGUUAUACCACCAUCUGUAUUUGCUGUUCAUACACAAUUUAACCUCAUUUACCAAUUCUGGAUACACACUGAGACUGUGGGAAACCUUGGACCUCUUGAGUUUGUUAUAAACACUCCAAGCCACCACAGGGUACAUCAUGGAAGAAAUCCGUACUGCAUUGAUAAGAAUUAUGGAGGGACCCUUAUAAUAUGGGACAGAAUUUUCGGAACAUUUGCACCAGAAAGUGAAAAAGUUGUGUAUGGUCUUACUCAUCCAAUCGACACAUUUGAUCCAUUUUGGGUCCAGUUUCACCACUAUACUCACAUUUGGAAAACGUUUUGGGCUACACCUGGCAUUUCAAACAAGCUAUCUGUCAUUUUCAAAGGACCUGGCUGGGGUCCAGGCAAACCAAGACUCGGACUUCCUGAAGAACUGCCUGAGAUAACUGGGAAAGAAGUUCCAUACAAUCCAGCAUUACCAGCCAGUAUGCAAGCAUACGCACUAAUGCAUUUUCUCCUGAUUGUAGGCAUUUACCAUGAAAUGUUUGCUUCAAAAGCUGUGCUGUCUGAGACUGUGCUUGUCCUGAAUAUUAUCUACGUAUUACUAACAUUGACAGCCAUUGGAUUUAUUUCAAAUCAAAAAUGUGGCAUGACCUUACUGGAACCUGUUAGAUGUAUUGUUUUUCUUGUUUUCCAUCGACUUGGCUAUUUAAAACUGCCCUCUCCUGUCUUAAGUCUUCCAAGUGAGGUUAUAUGUUUACUGACCGUGUGUUACUGGAUGCGGAACAUGGUAAAGAAGAUGGUACUCGGCAAGAAAAAACAUCAUUGAUAAAUGUAAUAUCUGUCUUGAAGUGCAACCUUACAUUGUGAUGCGGAAAUCUUUCACUCUUUACCUUAAUAAUGCAUUGUGUUUACAGUACAUUCCAAAUAAUCCAUCAUUUAUUUUGAGAAAGAAUUUAUAGUUGUCUGUAGUCAUUUUAGAUUAAUAAAUAUAUAUAUAUUUGUGUGUGUGUGUGU
This is a messenger RNA of Polypterus senegalus (gray bichir), 1873 nucleotides long. It is a transcript of the gene agmo, whose product is annotated as alkylglycerol monooxygenase. Gene Ontology annotation, cellular component: endoplasmic reticulum. Gene Ontology annotation, molecular function: oxidoreductase activity; iron ion binding. Lineage: Eukaryota; Metazoa; Chordata; Cladistia; Polypteriformes; Polypteridae. The transcript is spliced from 13 exons. The record is from RefSeq and is a predicted model, not a curated record. Bases 348 to 1685 code for a protein of 445 amino acids. Gene Ontology annotation, biological process: lipid biosynthetic process.